UUAACCUUUGACGAAGCCAUUGUGUUGUUGCUGCAAGGCAUCGGGUACAAAAAGAGCUUUUUGGCUUUCAGAUCAACAUUACAUUUUGAAAAUGACAGACAAGAAGUCACUGAAACCAAAAAAGCAAAGAUGGUAUCUUGGUGGCUUUGCUGGCUCAGGUGCUGUGCUUUUCACGCAUCCGUUAGACUUACUCAAGGUUCAUUUGCAAACACAGCAAAAGGCAACAGAAGGUUUGGUAGCUAUGGGUGUAAAAGUGUACAAGAAUGAAGGUUUUCUUGGGCUUUAUAAUGGUGUCAGUGCAUCGAUCUUGAGACAGAUGACAUACACAACAGUGAGAUUUGGUUUUUAUGAAAUCGCAUCCUCUAAAUUGCUUGAGGGAAGAGAUGACCCUCUCCCAUUUUAUCAGAAGUUCGCUAUUGGCUGUGUAUCAGGUUUUAUCGGUGGAAUUUUUGGAAAUCCUGCUGAUAUGGUCAAUGUGCGAAUGCAAAAUGAUAUGAAAAUCGCACCUGAGCUUCGCAGAAACUAUAAGCAUGCAGUUGACGGGCUCUACAGAGUUGCAGCUGAGGAGGGAGUAUCAGCGUGGAUGGCAGGUGUGACCAUGACAGCAACAAGAGGACUACUUAUGACUAUGGGCCAGGUCGCUGUUUAUGACCAAGCCAAGCAAAUGCUGAUGUCAACUGGCUAUUUUGGUGAUACUGUGCCCACCCAUCUAGCCAGCAGUGUAAUUGCGGGAACCAUCGCAACGAUGGUCACACAACCUUUUGAUGUUCUGAAAACGAGGUUGAUGAACGCAGCUCCUGGUCAAUACAAGAGCGUUCUUGCUUGUGUGACCGAAACUGCCAAAGUAGGACCAAUAGGAUUUUACAAGGGGUUUAUUCCUGCAUGGGUGAGGCUUGGCCCGCAGACAAUCUUGACUUGGUUAUUUCUAGAACAGCUUAGAAAAAUGUUUCCAGUAGAAGAAUAGAUAUUUUAGAAACAGUAAUAAAUAAUUACGUUACAACUUUUAUAUAUAAGGGAAUCGAUUUAUAUUUUGUAGCAGUUUGUUGCAUUAGCUGAUGAGCGCUUCCAAACUUAAAAUUUGUCCACUUCCAAAGUAUCUUCUUCCUUUAUUUUAAACAUGUCCCUUUUAGAAUUCAGUUACUGUCUGUGUAAGCAACCUUUCGUUCGAAUUUACUUAUAUCGCCAAGUUUUAGUACAUGCAUUCAGAUGUUGGAUGUGUAGAGAUAGAAAACCUCUUAGGAAAAGUGCCAGCUCUGAUCUUUUUGUAAUUGAUUGUAUGUAGGGAAAUUAACAUGGUAUAUUUCAUUAGGGUUUAUUUUUGGAGGCCCUGUGUGCGUUUGGGCUUCUCUAUGGCAAUUUGUUUUCCAUAUAGCAAGUAAGUAUAGUACCACUCGGUUUAAAUUGUCAAUUAUUUCUCAAGGGUUAAGCUAGGAAAGAUAAACGUAACGUAAAAUUCCCAAGCUUUAGCAACCUGACAGUAUUUCAAACAAAUUUAAUAUGCUUCUUUUGAAUCAUAUCUGGGGAUUAUGUUUUGUGAUGUUUCUGAUGGUUUCCGCAACGAAAAAUAUUUUUUAUGUCCUAACAUUAUG
This is a messenger RNA of Rhopilema esculentum, 1589 nucleotides long. Its product is annotated as mitochondrial dicarboxylate carrier. The record is from RefSeq and is a predicted model, not a curated record. Lineage: Eukaryota; Metazoa; Cnidaria; Scyphozoa; Rhizostomeae; Rhizostomatidae. Gene Ontology annotation, biological process: transmembrane transport.